ACAAUUGACAAAUGAGUCAUAAGAAUUCUCGAAUCUCGAAGUUGACGUCAUAUCUGACUGUAAAACAAUAAUAUUUUUUAUCUUUAAUUCCUUUAAUACAUAUAUUUAAUUAUUCAUUAAUCAUGGGCAAUGAAAUGUCGCAAUCUGCAAUGGAAAAGCAUCUAUUUAAUCUUAAAUUUGCCGUAAAAGAAUUAGAGAGGAACUCGAAAAGAUGCGAAAAAGAAGAGAAACAGGAAAAAGCUAAAACUAAACAAGCAAUUCAAAAAGGUAAUAUGGAAGUGGCUCGAAUACAUGCAGAAAAUGCAAUAAGACAGAAGAACCAGUCUUUAAAUUAUUUAAGAAUGUCUGCUCGAGUUGAUGCAGUGGCUAGCAAAGUGCAAUCUGCUGUUACAACCAGGAAAGUUACAAACUCUAUGGCAGGUGUUGUAAAAGCAAUGGAUGCAGCUAUGAAGAGCAUGAACUUAGAGAAGAUAUCAAAUGUUAUGGAUAAAUUUGAGCAACAGUUUGAAGAUCUAGGUGUACAAACGGAUGUUUUGGAAAAUACAAUGGCACAGACAACCACCACAUUGAUACCACAGAAUGAUGUUGAUUCUUUGAUGCAGCAGGUAGCUGAUGAGGCAGGUUUGGAACUUAAUAUGGAACUACCAGAAGGUCCCCAGGGUACCAGUAUCGCAUCGACCCAAGUUUCCCAAGAACAAGAUGAACUUACUCAGAGGCUUGCAAAAUUAAGACAAACCGAAUAGAAAACUGCUAGACCAGUUAGAUUGAGAUGGGCUGUUAUUGAUAUAGGACAUAUUUAGGAAAAAUACAAAUUAUUCCUACAUUAAUCUUAGAAAUUAUUUAAAAUAAUGCAUUUUAUCAGCUGUAAAAAUAUAGUCUUAUAUCCAUAACAGCAAGAUUUAACUUGUUAAUAAUUAAAAAAAAGGUCAACUAUAAAAUUACUUGUGAUAUCUCAUUUUUUU
This is a messenger RNA of Sitophilus oryzae (rice weevil), 962 nucleotides long. RefSeq names its product charged multivesicular body protein 1b (gene Chmp1). The transcript has 4 exons. The record is from RefSeq and is a predicted model, not a curated record. Gene Ontology annotation, cellular component: ESCRT III complex; multivesicular body. Bases 123 to 743 code for a protein of 206 amino acids. NCBI's taxonomy places the organism in Eukaryota, Metazoa, Arthropoda, Insecta, Coleoptera, Curculionidae. Gene Ontology annotation, biological process: endosome transport via multivesicular body sorting pathway; protein transport; late endosome to vacuole transport.